Molecule: messenger RNA, 273 nt
Organism: Hydatigera taeniaeformis
Lineage: Eukaryota; Metazoa; Platyhelminthes; Cestoda; Cyclophyllidea; Taeniidae
Source: the annotation of a GenBank genome assembly
AUGGUGAUAGCUCUACGUUGGGGGACUGCCCUUGUGAUUUCUGUCGCACUCUGGUUUGGUGCCUUAUAUGCUCCAGUUAGCCGACCCCAUUACUUGGAUCUCAUAAUAUUGUACUCACCUGUUGUCGCUGUUAUCCUCUUCGGGAUGUUCUCAAUCUUCUUCGUAGUGUAUGGUGUGCUGACGUUCAACGAUUGUCCUGGCGAGGAUGAAAAAUUAAAGCAACAGAUCAAUGAAGCUAAAAGAAACCUACAAAAAUCUGGCUUUGAAUUUUAG